Oreochromis aureus is the source of this 2385-nucleotide messenger RNA. Its product is annotated as flocculation protein FLO11-like. NCBI's taxonomy places the organism in Eukaryota, Metazoa, Chordata, Actinopteri, Cichliformes, Cichlidae. The record is from RefSeq and is a predicted model, not a curated record. Bases 184 to 2385 code for a protein of 733 amino acids. The transcript is spliced from 12 exons.
GUUGGCUAAUACGUCGGGCUGAGACACCUGUUAGACAGAGAAAGACUCUUCGUCUGUUCACACCAACCACACUCACUAGGACACAGAUUCUCAACAAAUCUUCCUGUGCUGGAUAUAAAGUGACAGCAGUGGCCUGCAAAGAAAAGAGAAGAAAGAAGAGAGCGAGAACCCCGUGAAACAAGCAUGUCAAAAGAGGGAGACAGAGCGGCCGUGCUGCAUACCACCAAAGUCCGGACGAGGCUGAGGGGAGACGCCAGCUGGUUGCAACGCAGCAAUGACUCUAAGGAUGAAACGCAGGAGGAGAAACCAUGGAUAGCGGAAGUUAAAGCCAGCCGUCUGAGCGGAGCCCCUGCUGAGACCAGUCCAGUGUCUUCGCCAACAAAUUCUACUCCGCCACCAACCAAGUCUGACACAGAGAGGCAACCAACAUCCGGAUACCUUAUCAGGGGUGUUUUCACUAAAGUGGACAAGCCUCCUCCAUCCUCACCAUCUAACGGCUUUAGCAAAGCACCGCAAUUCAACAAAAAGCCUUCAGAGACCUACAAGAAAAUAGCCCCCCACACUGUGCGGUCUGCUGCAGAGAAACAGGACGGCCAGCUUAGCCUUGAGGAGCAGGAGAAGCGGACGGAGAAAGCCAGUAAUGUUCUGAGGAAAUCUGCAGCCAGGCAACGGUCUUACGUGCUUUCAGCUGCAAAGAAAUACGAGUCUCAAGAAAUGCCCGACACAUUGCUCAUCAAUAGCAGUCCAGCAUUUGUGGCUACAAGGGUGGAGAUUACUGAUGAUGAUGAGCCUUCUGAGACUCCUGCACCUGCCAGCACUGUGCUGCCAUCCCCUGUUGUUCCUGUCACAUCUGUUGCAUCCAAGCCUGCGCCUGAACCUCAGAAAAUUGCUGACACCACCACUGAGACAGCUGCUGCUGUGAGUGUUAAUGAGCCGGUUGCUCCAAAGCUGGAGAAGAAGACCACCCCAGAGCCUGCAAAAGAAGAGGCCCCUCAAGUUUCUGUUACAAAAGAACAGCCAACUUUUGACACCAAGGUGGCUGCUCCCCUCCCUGAACUAAUCAAAGAUAGUCUUCAAGUAGCCUCUAAAGAGCCACAACACAAAGAGUCUGGGCAGACUAAAACGCCUCUGGUUGAUCUUUCGCCACCAUCAAAACCCCCAAUAUCAUCUAAUCAAAAGUCCCCUGAGUCGACCACUGCAGUGUCUCCUGUCCCAACCUCUGUCACCAAGUCACCUGCACCUGUGUCCCCUGAUGUGACUUCAACUCCUGCAAAAUCAGAUGUCAAAGUGUCUCCUGUCCCAACCUCCACUGUCCCAACCUCCACUGUCCCGACCUCCACUGCCACCAAGUCACCUGCACCUGUGUCCCCUGAUGUGACUUCAACUCCUGCAAAAUCAGAUGUCAAAGUGUCUCCUGUCCCAACCUCCACUGUCCCGACCUCCACUGUCCCAACCUCCACUGUCCCGACCUCCACUGCCACCAAGUCACCUGCACCUGUGUCCCCUGAUGUGACUUCAACUCCUGCAAAAUCAGAUGUCAAAGUGUCUCCUGUCCCAAACUCCACUGUCCCAACCUCCACUGUCCCGACCUCCACUGUCACCAAGUCACCUGCACCUGUGUCCCCUGAUGUGACUUCAACUCCUGCAAAAUCAGAUGUCAAAGUGUCUCCUGUCCCAACCUCCACUGUCCCGACCUCCACUGUCCCGACCUCCACUGCCACCAAGUCACCUGCACCUGUGUCCCCUGAUGUGACUUCAACUCCUGCAAAAUCAGAUGUCAAAGUGUCUCCUGUCCCAACCUCCACUGUCCCGACCUCCACUGUCCCAACCUCCACUGUCCCGACCUCCACUGCCACCAAGUCACCUGCACCUGUGUCCCCUGAUGUGACUUCAACUCCUGCAAAAUCAGAUGUCAAAGUGUCUCCUGUCCCAAACUCCACUGUCCCAACCUCCACUGUCCCGACCUCCACUGUCACCAAGUCACCUGCACCUGUGUCCCCUGAUGUGACUUCAACUCCUGCAAAAUCAGAUGUCAAAGUGUCUCCUGUCCCAACCUCCACUGUCCCAACCUCCACUGUCCCGACCUCCACUGUCCCGACCUCCACUGCCACCAAGUCACCUGCACCUGUGUCCCCUGAUGUGACUUCAACUCCUGCAAAAUCAGAUGUCAAAGUGUCUCCUGUCCCAACCUCCACUGUCCCGACCUCCACUGUCCCAACCUCCACUGUCCCGACCUCCACUGCCACCAAGUCACCUGCACCUGUGUCCCCUGAUGUGACUUCAACUCCUGCAAAAUCAGAUGUCAAAGUGUCUCCUGUCCCAACCUCCACUGUCCCGACCUCCACUGUCCCGACCUCCACUGUCACCUGCACCCUCCUGAUGUGA